Messenger RNA from Hippoglossus stenolepis (Pacific halibut), 3644 nucleotides. RefSeq names its product syntaxin binding protein 1a (gene stxbp1a). Bases 95 to 1882 code for a protein of 595 amino acids. Gene Ontology annotation, molecular function: syntaxin binding. The transcript is spliced from 19 exons. Gene Ontology annotation, cellular component: secretory granule; plasma membrane. Gene Ontology annotation, biological process: vesicle-mediated transport; intracellular protein transport; neurotransmitter secretion. The record is from RefSeq and is a predicted model, not a curated record. Lineage: Eukaryota; Metazoa; Chordata; Actinopteri; Pleuronectiformes; Pleuronectidae.
UCCACGGCGCUGUGGGGGGGUGGGUGAGGGAGAGGAGAGAGGGAGAGAGGGAGGAAGCACAGGGAGACCAGUCGCUCCAGCACUCAGCAGCAUCAUGGCACCUAUCGGAUUAAAGGCGGUGGUCGGAGAAAAGAUUAUGAACGAUGUCAUCAAGAAGGUGAAGAAGAAGGGAGAAUGGAAGGCGCUGAUCGUGGACCAGCUGAGCAUGAGGAUGUUGUCGUCCUGCUGCAAGAUGACAGACAUCAUGACGGAGGGCAUCACCAUUGUGGAGGACAUCCACAAGCGGCGAGAGCCUCUUCCCAGCCUGGAGGCCAUUUACCUGAUUACACCCACAGAGAAGUCUGUCCACACCCUCAUCGCAGAUUACAAAGAUCCUCAUUCAGCUAAAUACAAGGCAGCGCACGUCUUCUUCACUGACUCCUGCCCUGAUCCUCUGUUCAACGAGCUGGUGAAGAGCCGCGCUUCCAAAUCCACAAAGACUCUGACGGAGAUCAACAUCGCGUUCCUGCCCUACGAGUCUCAGGUGUACUCACUGGACAAUCCAGAUGCCUUCCACAGUUUCUACAGCCCCCAUAAGACCCAGCUGAAGAACCCGGUGAUGGAGCGGCUGGCCGAGCAGCUGGCCACGCUCUGUGCCACCCUGAAGGAGUACCCGGCUGUCAGAUACCGAGGCGAGUACAAGGACAACGCCACCCUGGCCCAGCUGGUUCAGGACAAGCUGGACGCCUACAAGGCUGACGACCCGACCAUGGGAGAGGGUCCAGACAAGGCUCGCUCACAGCUGAUCAUCCUGGACAGGGCGUUCGACCCCGUCUCACCUGUCCUCCAUGAGCUCACCUUCCAGGCCAUGGGCUACGACCUGCUGCCCAUCGAAAACGACGUCUACAAGUACGAGACCAGUGGCAUCGGAGACGGAGGACGCGAGAAGGAGGUUCUGCUGCACGAGGACGAUGACCUGUGGGUGAGCCUGAGACACAAACACAUAGCUGAGGUGUCCCAGGAAGUGACGCGUCAACUGAAGGACUUUUCGGCCAGCAAGAGGAUGAACACUGGAGAGAAGACCACGAUGAGGGAUCUGUCCCAGAUGCUGAAGAAGAUGCCUCAGUACCAGAAGGAGCUCAGCAAGUACUCCACUCACCUGCAGCUGGCUGAGGACUGUAUGAAGCACUACCAGGGAACAGUGGACAAACUGUGCCGUGUGGAGCAGGAUCUGGCGAUGGGAACCGACGCCGAGGGAGAGAAGAUCAAAGACCCCAUGAGGGCCAUCGUGCCGAUCCUGCUCGACGCCAACGUCACCACAUACGACAAGAUCCGCAUCAUCCUGCUCUACAUUUUCCUCAAGAACGGCAUCACGGAGGAGAAUCUGAACAAGCUGAUCCAACACGCUCAGAUUCCCCCUGAGGACAGUGAGAUCAUCACCAACAUGGCUCACCUGGGCGUCCCCAUCAUCACAGACUCCACCCUGCGCCGAGGAAAGAAGCUGGACAGGAAGGAGCGCGUGAGCGAGCAGACCUAUCAGCUGUCCCGCUGGACACCGCUGGUCAAGGACAUCAUGGAGGAUGCUAUCGAGGACAAGCUGGACACCAAGCACUACCCCUACAUCUCCACCCGCUCCUCCGCCUCCUUCAGCACCACUGCAGUCAGCGCUCGGUACGGCCACUGGCACAAGAACAAGACACCCGGAGAGUACCGCACCGGUCCACGCGUCAUGGUCUUCAUCAUCGGCGGCGUGUCCUUCAGCGAGAUGCGCUGCGCCUACGAGGUCACACAGGCCAAUGGGAAAUGGGAAGCCAUCAUCGGCUCGACCCACAUCUUCACCCCCACCAGUCUCCUGGAGCAGCUCAAGGCCAUGAACAAACCAGACGAGGAAGUGACGAGCUAAAAAUCCUCCAAUCACAUCUCUCUCCCCCUUAACCCACCCACCCUCACCCAUCUUACCACCACCCCCUCCCGACCCGACCCGAUCCAUUAACUGUGUAUGCAUCUUGCUUGAAAAGAAGAAAAACAAAAGACAUCUUAGAUGAGUAAAAAAAAAAUAUAUAUGUUGUAUCAAAGAUUAAAAAUCGUUGCAAGUAUUCUCAUGUUUUCCAAUGGAUGCAACUAAAUAAACUUAUUUAAAAAGGUUUAAAUAUCAGAAGAGAAGGCCAUUUUAAACGGAAAGUACCAAAUGUAAUAACCGUAAGAGGUGGACAUCUUCUCUGGUUCCUUCCUCUGGAUUUCUCCUCCGUGUCAGUUUUAUCGGAAGCAGGUGGAGGAGGGAUGUGACGUGUUGGGAGGUCGAUGUUGUAAAAAAACUCAAAUAUCAUACCAGUCAACAUGCAAUAUAUAUAAAAUACAUAUAUUUCACCGGAGAGGAGCCCCACCUCGCUCAUUUGAGAUGUGCAUAUUCAGUAGCAUGCUUGGACUUGUGUGGACUGUCGAUGUGUUUGUAUCCGGUGUGGAUGUUCUGGGAGCUGCAGAGUUUAGCAUUUAGCUUUAUUUCCAAAGAUGCUGAGCUGGAGUCCUCCACCCAAACUCUUUGUUUUGAGUAUGAAACGGCAUCACUGAAACUUCUCAAAAACCACCGUCCACUACUCCACUACGUAGGUUUUCUUCCAGAAUCACCAUUUUGAAUUAAUCUUUCAGUUGAUUGAUUAAUUAAGAGUUCAAGUGGCAACUUCUCCAAAUUUAAAGAAAUACCCUAAAGGCAGGAACAAACUAAAUUUGACCCUUUCUGACACAGUUUCCAUGUAAAUAUGUAAAGUCUGGUGUGUGUUUGACACUCAAAACAAAGUUAGAGUUUGGUUUAAGAACUUGUUGGAGCAGAAGAUGAAAAGAGAAAGAGCUCAGUUAGAAAAUAUUUUAAAAAAUAGAAUCAUCCCUCCUCCGGCUGCAGAGACUGUGAAAUAUUUACCCUCCACAACCUUCUUUCCGUUCUCCGUGAAGAAACUUCAUGUUUUAAUGUCUAAGGGCCGUUGCUUGCUGUUAUAUAAAGAAUAAUGUUAAAAAGGGCCAGUUGUAUUUCAGUAUUGUAUCCUGUCAGAUUAAGUCUUAUCAUUGGUUUUCGUAAUGAUGUUUACUUGGGCCAUGCACUGAGUCGUGUUGUGUAAAUGCCAUAUGUUGCCGUUUUUAGCGUCUCACUGUUGACUGGUGAUCUUUCUGACUGUGAAGUAGUGAUUCCUUUAACCUUUUUUGAAAAUGCCGAUGUGAAGCCGCCGUGUUUGUGACGUUUUAGCUGUAGCUGUUAGUGGUCAGCUGGGAAAAUGAAAUUCUAUCUCUAUUUUCUUUGUCCGUUUCUUCCUGGUGCAGUGUAAAAACCCCUCAGUGGUGAAUGGCUUUAAAAGACGAAAAACAUAACGACUGAACUUUGAGCUUUUCCCACUUUUUUCCCGGCCAAACAACUUGUAUAUUGCACUACUGCGUUUUCUGUGAUGCAAGCGCUUGAUUUUGUGUUCCGUUUAUUUUUUAAUUUGCCGAUGUUUAGGGUUUACUUUGUUAAAUCAAUUGAUUUUCAGAGGAAAAAAUACAUUAAAUGAAACACUAGUCCGUCCUGAAACUGUUUUAACUUAUUGGGAUUGUUUGUUUGCAAGUGUUGAAGCACAAACAAUACUUCCAUGUCUACCUAGUAUGUACUAAGGCUGUCUAAUAAAUUGGCUUCCAUUAUA